Ricinus communis (castor bean) is the source of this 2454-nucleotide messenger RNA. RefSeq names its product indole-3-acetic acid-amido synthetase GH3.10. The transcript has 4 exons. Gene Ontology annotation, molecular function: acid-amino acid ligase activity. Lineage: Eukaryota; Viridiplantae; Streptophyta; Magnoliopsida; Malpighiales; Euphorbiaceae. The record is from RefSeq and is a predicted model, not a curated record. The coding region runs from base 524 to 2326 and encodes 600 amino acids. Gene Ontology annotation, cellular component: cytoplasm.
GGGCUCUGUUUCUUUCGUAAAAUAAUAGUUUUUUUAUUUUUCUUUUCUCUGUUUGAUGCAUUCAGAAAAAGUACCCAACUCACCUGGUCACCUCAAAUGAAAAAUUAAGUAAAUUUUCUUGGAUUAAGUAAGUUCUUCCAAUUUUCUAUAAUCCAAGGAAGAAAAAGAAGAGAAAAAGUUAUUUACUUUAUGUUCAAAAGGAAAGGGGACAUUAUUUACUUCCACUGUAUUAAUGUAAUUUAAAAUUGAUAAUUGAACAACCAUUUUAAAUAUCAUAACUGCAAACUGUAUGAAUUAUUUAAUAGUGGAGUAUAACGUACCGAAACAGACAAUCAGGUGGUGUUUUUUAUAUUAUUAUUUUUUCGGCCUGUUCUUACUCUAGUAUAUAUGUGUAUGAUAAAAGGUAGACACAUUUGUUGAGCUGAAACUGCAUCCCUCUCCACCACUUUCUGCAUUUUAUACAGCCCACUACUGCUGCUUAUCCUUUUCCUGCUAUAUUAUUUCCGAUAAUAUUUCCAUCUCCAUGGAAUCAACAUCAUCUCCAAGUAGUAACGGCAAUGGAAAUAAUGGCCACUGCUCCUCCUACGACAUUAUCCGUUGGUUCGAUGAUGUGUCGGAGAAUGCUGGGAAAGUACAGACGGGGACUCUUCGCCGGAUUCUUGAGCUCAAUUGCGGUGUAGAAUAUCUCAAGAAAUGGUUGGGAGAUAUCAAAAUCCAAGAAAUGGAUGCUUGUGCAUUGGAAUCUUUAUACACUUCUUUGGUCCCUCUUGCUUCUCAUGCAGAUUUGGAUCCUUAUAUUCAAAGGAUUGCGGAUGGGGACACUACUCCUUUACUCACUCAACAGCCUAUAGCAACACUCUCCUUAAGCUCUGGAACUACAGAAGGAAGACAGAAGUAUGUUCCUUUCACUCGCCAUAGCUCUCAAACUACUCUCCAGAUUUUCAGCCUUGCAGCUGCUUACAGAUCAAGGGUUUAUCCAAUAAAAGAAGGAGGGAAGAUCUUAGAAUUGAUAUAUAGCAGCAAACAGUUCAAAACAAAAGGAGGAUUAACAGUAGGAACAGCAACAACCCACUAUUAUGCAAGCGAAGAGUUCAAGAUCAAGCAAGAAAAAACCAAGUCAUUCACAUGUAGUCCACCAGAAGUAAUUUCAGGUGGAGACUACAAGCAAACCACCUAUUGUCACCUUCUACUUGGUCUCUUCUUCUAUGACCAAGUAGAGUUCAUUACCUCAACCUUUGCCUAUAGCAUAGUACAAGCCUUUAUCUCAUUUGAAGAGCUCUGGAAAGAGAUAUGUGAUGACAUCAGAGAAGGAAGUUUAAGUUCCAGAAUUACUUUGCCUAAGAUGAGGAAAGCUGUGUUGGAUAUAAUUUCUCCAAGUCCAUGUUUAGCUUCAAGGAUUGAGGACAACUGCAAGAAGCUAGAAAAUCUAGAUUGGCUUGGUUUGAUUCCAAAGCUGUGGCCUAAUGCAAAGUAUGUGUACUCUAUAAUGACAGGAUCUAUGCAACCUUACUUGAGAAAGCUAAGGCACUAUGCCUGUGGUCUAGCAUUAGUGAGUGCUGAUUACGGAUCUACAGAGAGUUGGAUUGGGGUUAAUGUGGAUCCCUCUUUGCCUCCAGAGAAUGUUACUUUUGCUGUAGUACCCACUUUUUCUUACUUUGAAUUCAUGCCACUUUAUAGACAAAAUAAAGAUUUCAGUUCAGCCAUUGAUGAUUUCAUAGAAGAUGAGCCAGUACCACUUUCUAAAGUCAAGCUUGGACAAGAGUAUGAGAUUGUCCUCACUACUUUUACUGGGUUAUAUAGAUAUAGACUAGGGGAUGUCGUGGAAGUGGCUGGUUUCCACAAGGGGACUCCAAAACUGAACUUCAUAUGCAGGAGAAAGCUGAUACUGACAGUAAACAUUGACAAGAACACUGAAAAAGACCUUCAACUAGUGGUGGAGAGAGGGUCUCAGCUGCUAAGCAAGACAAGAGCAGAGCUUGUAGAUUUUACAAGCCAUGCUGAUGUUGGCAAUCAACCUGGUCACUACAUAAUUUACUGGGAAAUCAAAGGCGAAGUAGAAGAAGGAGUUCUUGGAGAAUGUUGCAGAGAAAUGGAUGAAUCUUUUGUUGAUCAUGGUUAUGUUGUAUCAAGAAAAGCACAUUCAAUUGGACCACUCGAGCUUUGCAUUGUGGAGAGAGGGACUUUCAAGAAAAUCUUGGAUCAUUUUAUUGGAAAUGGGGCUGCACUCAGCCAGUUCAAGACACCUAGAUGCACUAGCAAUCAAGUUCUUCUAAGAAUUCUAAAUGUUUGUACCAUUAAAAGGUUUCACAGUACAGCAUAUGGCUAGUAUAUAUUACUUGUUGUUAGAAAGUUGAUGAUAUAGUUCUUCCUUCUCAUAUAUCAGUUGAUUAAAUUAUUACCAAGACUGGUAUUAUUGUAGACUAACAUGUGUAAACAUAUUAAUUUUAGCUUCUA